Molecule: messenger RNA, 2268 nt
Organism: Rhineura floridana
Lineage: Eukaryota; Metazoa; Chordata; Lepidosauria; Squamata; Rhineuridae
Gene: SCRN2
Product: secernin 2
Exons: 9
Coding region: 36-1472 (478 amino acids)
Biological process (GO): proteolysis
Molecular function (GO): dipeptidase activity; cysteine-type exopeptidase activity
Source: RefSeq, a predicted model, not a curated record
AUACAAUCCAGCUGUAGCGCUGUUCUCCAGUCCGGAUGUCAGCUUUGCAAAGUUUGCCCCCGGGUUGCUACGCUAGUUCCUUUCUAACUGCAAAAGACCCGGAAGAAGUGAGGGGAAAGAUAAUCGGAGACUGCUUCCUGCUGCAUCCGAAGCCUGUAAUACCCGAGGAGGAAUUAGGAGUGGGAGAGAGUAGAAUGGCAGCCCCUGGCUUCUGUGGACCCUCCUCCUGCGACUGCUUUGUCUCUCUUUCCCCGGCCUCUGCCGCCAGAGAGAUCAUCUUUGGCAAGAAUUCAGACCGGCCAAGGGAUGAAGUCCAGGAGGUAGUCUAUUUCCCAGCUGGAUGCCAUGCCAAGGGGACAAAGGUCCAGUGCACUUAUAUUGAAGUGGACCAGGUAGAGAAGACACAUGCAGUCAUUUUCAGUCGACCAGCCUGGCUGUGGGGAGCUGAGAUGGGGGCUAAUGAAUAUGGUGUCUGCAUUGGCAAUGAAGGGGUAUGGACCAAGGAGCCAGUUGGGGAGGAGGAAGCCUUGCUUGGCAUGGAUCUGGUCAGGCUGGGUUUGGAGAGAAGCAGCAGUGCCCAGGAAGCUGUCCAGGUUAUAACGGCACUUCUGGAACGCUAUGGCCAGGGCGGCAGCUGUAAGGAGGAGUCAACCCCUUUCAUUUACCAUAACACCUUCCUCCUUGCGGAUCGCACUGAAGCUUGGGUCGUAGAAACAGCUGGGCGGUUCUGGGCAGCUCAGAGGAUUCAAGAAGGUGCUCGGAAUAUUUCCAACCAGUUGAGCAUUGGCACCAACAUUACUGCUGAACAUACAGGCCUAAGGGAUCAUGCCCAAAAGCAAGGAUGGUGGAGUGGCAAAGGGGAGUUCAACUUCACAGAGGUGUUCUCGCUCACCCACCAGCCUGUCCGCAUGGAGGCAGCCAAAGCUCGCUAUUGUGUUGGCCAGCAGCUGCUGCGCCAACAUUCAGGGCAGAUCACUGCAGAGACCAUUAUGACCAUCUUAAGUGAUAAGGCCAGUGGGAUCUGUGUUGAUUCUGAAGGUUUCUGCACCACAGGAAGCAUGGUGUCUAUUCUUCCGCAGGAUCCUCACUUGCCUUGCAUCCACUUCUUCACAGCCACGCCAGACCCAUCCAGGUCUAUCUUCAAACCCUUUAUCUUUGUUCCCAACGUCACUUCAUUUCCUCAGGUGCAGUCGCCAAGCUUUAGAGACAAAGACCCCAUCAGAGAAACCCCCCGCUUUCAGAGCCGGGUUGACAGACGGCAUGACCUCUACAGGCAGCAUCAGUUAGUCCUGGAAGUCAUGGAUCAUAAUGAGCAUGAGCGCCAGAGACUCCAGGAGACUAUGCAGAAACUUCAGCGGCAGGCCCUGGAGGCUAUGAAAAACUUGUUGGCGGGCUCCUUCACUCUGAAACUCCAGGAGUUGGCAGACCUCUUCUAUAAUUCUGUGGACACAGAACUCAAAUUAUAUAAAUGAUGAAUGCCAUGGCAGUUCUGAGAACAUCAAAGGAUCAAGGAGAACCUCUUGCUGUCUUCAAGUCCUGCAGCUGUAGUCCUGACUUCCAAGCUCCAUAUCAUCAACCUUCCUGCUGUUCUCUGUUGCUGAGAUGAUUUAAAAUGGAGCUGCCUGAAGAACAAAGAUCCCAUCCCAAGCCUUUCAGAGUUGAUGAUGCAAAUCUAUGAUAACCCCCACACCUUCGUAGACUGGCCCCUACAUACAGCACGCAUGUGCAGCUUGCCAGAUUGAGGAAACUGGAGGUGAUGCAGUCUCUCUUUAAAGGGCAUAUGUGAAGAUUCAGACCCGUGUAACUAUUUUACCUUCUAACCAAGUUUUAGAGAGCUCUAACCAUCUCCCACAACAGAAUUCUGCGCAGCCUUGUUAACUGUUUUCUUUCCAGGUUCCUUUUGAAAUGGCUGUUGCAGUCAAACCAGUUUUCAUCUAGUCAAUAUCUGUAGGGCAAAAUUCCAACAGGCACAGGAAGCCUCCCUGCAUUUCAUUAGAGGGUCAAACCGCAUUGGCCUGAGUAAACUUGCAAUUGGACUUGCCAUCCGUGCCCUUUUCUCAGAGGAAAUACUGCCUACAAGUUUCAGCAGAGGCCAUCUGGAUGCCUGUUUCUGACUGGCAAGCUUCCUUGCCCUGCCCACACAUGCACACUCUUCCUUGUAUGAUUAAAAAAAUAGAUGGAGAACAACCCAUCUGCCUGUUAGAUUCAAAGAAGUGUUAUAUUUGUUUGACGGAAUAAAACAUUUAAAUAAAAAUAAUGCAAUAAUCA